Messenger RNA from Blepharisma stoltei, 1206 nucleotides. The record is from the annotation of a GenBank genome assembly. NCBI's taxonomy places the organism in Eukaryota, Ciliophora, Heterotrichea, Heterotrichida, Blepharismidae.
AUGGGAAACUGUGCUUGCCUCAAAGAUCAAUCCUCGACCGAAAAGCAGCUUCGAAUUAACAAAGAUGGGACUGUAGAGAUGGAAAAAUCCGAUCCUCAAAGCCGCUUAGCAUCCCAAGAAACAGUCGCUUUAAAAGAGCUAAAAAUCUCCUUAUGAGACAUAGUAAAGCUGCAAAGUGUCCUUAGAGGCUAUAUAGAUCGCAAAAAGAUCCAAAGUAUUAACCUAACAAAAUCAGUUGAAGUGAAAUUCACCCAAGCUGCUCCUAGUAGCUAUCAAGCCUACUCUGCCCCUUCAGAUUCAAAUAUUCAGUAUAAAGUUAAAACUAACUUUUUUCCUGCAAGUGAAAAUAUCGUAAGAUCUAGCAUAAAAGAAAUUCCUGAAAGCCAGAUCCCUGACUACUCAACUGCGGCUACAAGACUUGCGUUUUCAAGGCUAGGGCCAUUUGCAGCAAAAGAGCUUUUUAAAGAUAGUGAGCCUAGAACCAAGCAUGGGCCUGUUGAAAUGGAAAACGGAGCUAUAUAUAUUGGAGAAUGAAACAAUAAUUAUCAAAGACAUGGCUUCGGCGUCCAGCUUUGAAAUGAUGGAUCUCGAUAUGAUGGAUUUUGACUAAACGACAAAGCAAAUUUAAAAGGAAGACUGAUCCAUGGAGAUGGAGACGUCUAUGAAGGAGAAUGAAAAGAUGAUAAAGCCCACGGCUUUGGAGUCUAUGUCUAUAUGGACGGAGCCAGAUAUGAAGGGUAUUGGAAAGAUGAUAAACAGCAUGGAGAAGGCACUGAAACUUGGCCCGACGGAGCACGAUACCAAGGAGAAUAUGCAGGCGGGCAGAAGCAAGGAAGAGGCAGAUUUGAAUGGGCUGAUGGGAGCAUUUAUGAAGGUGAGUUUAAAGAUAAUGACAUUCAUGGGGUGGGGAUUUAUAUGUGGAGUGACGGCAGAAAAUAUGUAGGAGAGUGGAUACAUAACAAAAUGGAAGGGACUGGAACUUUUACGUGGAGUGACGGAAGGUCAUAUAAAGGAGGAUAUGUUGAUGAUAAAAAACAAGGAUAUGGAGUGUUUGAGUGGCCUGAUGGAAGAAAAUAUGAAGGUGGCUGAUAUAAUGGAAAACAACAUGGGAGUGGAUUUUAUUAUACUUCAAAUGGAAGUAAAAGAGAAGGAGAAUGGAAAGACGGCAAAAGAGUGAAAUGGAUGACUAACGAUCUAGAUAAGUAA